Molecule: messenger RNA, 1151 nt
Organism: Lathyrus oleraceus (garden pea)
Lineage: Eukaryota; Viridiplantae; Streptophyta; Magnoliopsida; Fabales; Fabaceae
Exons: 2
Coding region: 218-580 (120 amino acids)
Biological process (GO): photosynthesis
Cellular component (GO): membrane; photosystem II
Source: RefSeq, a predicted model, not a curated record
CGACCAUGUGAAUGUAUAAGAUUAUGGCAAGUGUAACCUUAUCUUCCAAUAUCAGGUGGAGAAUGUUCCACGUAGGAUAACCAACAUAUGCCACUUCAUCUGAAAAUCUCCAAUUUCCACCUAUCAUAAUCUUUGUGUGUCCAUUUACCUUAUCAGAGUAUCAAAUCACAAAAUUUUCAGCACAACAUCACAAGCAAAACAAACAAGAACAAAAAAAAUGGCUUCUGCUUCUGUUGCAAGAGCUUUGCCACUGAGUUCUGCAACCCAAAAUAAGCUGAAGAAUCCAUCCUCCGAGUCCUUUUUCAGACCAUUACAUGUAACACAGCCAAAGAGGACCACACAGACAAAAUCCAAGGUUGAGAUUAAUGCAUCUUUGAAAGAGAAGGCAGUGACAGCUCUUACAGCUGCAUCCUUGACAGCUUCCAUGGUUAUACCUGAUGUGGCUCAUGCAGCUGGAUCUGAUCUCUCACCUUCUCUCCAGAACUUUCUGCUAAGUAUUUUUGCUGGUGGAGCUGUGUUAACAGCUAUACUUGGAGCUGUUAUUGGAGUUUCCAAUUUUGAUCCAGUUAAAAGAGCUUAAAUUAAGAGCGGAAUUGAAAUAAGUGUGGGAGAAGCUUCUACUUUUUUGAGAUUCUUCUGGUGCGGAAAUUGGUUCAGCAUUUCGUUGAUUGUUGGAUUGCAAGUUUUUGGAUGAAGUUGUGUUGUUUAUGAGCCCGAAGAGAGUAUGGAUUUGAGAUUCAUGCAUGCUGGUCAAGUUGAGAUGUCUUUAAGGGAGAAGGAUCACAUACCUGUGAUGUUUGUUUCUUUGGGAAUGGAGAACGAUGUGGCGACUAGUGAUAUAUCGCUGGUGUAUGAAUUACCUAACAUCUCCCUGAAGAUAUUUGCGACUUGCCUUUGGAAGUGGAAUCGGGGUCGACUUAGUUUGCUUGCCGUUGAGUCAACUUAAUGUUACCUUGAGUACAGACUGGCCAGAGUUCAUCCAUAUGUAUAUCAACUUGUAUAACAAAACAAUGUUGUUUCAUGAGUUUGUAGGAAAGGAUUUUUGCAGUUUAAUUAUGCGAGACAAGUUGAAGAAUUCAUGAAAGACGAAGCUUUGGUGUUUGCAAUGUUUUCUUCCUUGAAGAUUGAGAGUAAAAUAAUGUUGGAAGAUC